Molecule: messenger RNA, 2012 nt
Organism: Antechinus flavipes (yellow-footed antechinus)
Lineage: Eukaryota; Metazoa; Chordata; Mammalia; Dasyuromorphia; Dasyuridae
Gene: CRELD2
Product: cysteine rich with EGF like domains 2
Exons: 10
Coding region: 643-1743 (366 amino acids)
Molecular function (GO): calcium ion binding
Source: RefSeq, a predicted model, not a curated record
UACCCGGCUUCCGAGCGAAGGAGGUGGAGCCUCGCUGGCCUUCUCUGCGCCUGCGCGGUCUCGAGCUCGGGCCUCGGUCCCGAGCCGGGUCGCUCAGGGACCAGCCGAGGCUUGGAGGCGGAGCCUCCCGUGUCCCGGCUCCUACUGGAUCCCUCGUGCUGAUCCCGGAUCCCUCCUCUUCUCCCCUCACUGAUCCCAGACCCCUCCUCCUUUCCCUCGUUGAUCCCAGACCCCUCCUCCUUUCCCCUCAUUGAUCCCAGACCCGUCCUCUUCCCUCCUUAGUCCCAGAGCCCUCCUCUCUUCUCAUUGAUUCCGUACCCGUCUUUCCCGUCCUGAUCCCAGACUCCUCCUCCUUUCCCCCGGUUGAUCCCAGACCCGUCCUCUUCCCUCCUAGUCCCAGAGUCCUCCUCUCCUCUCAUUGAUCCCGAGCCCCUCCUUCCCCUCAUUGAUCCCGGACUUCUCUGCUGAUCCCGGCUCCCUCCCUCCUUUUCCCUCUUCUGAUCCUGGAUCUCUGCUCUGCUCUCUCUCCCUGCUGAUCCCGGAUCUCUCCUCCCCCCCGCCUCCAUCCCGGAUCUCUCCUUUCUCCGUGGGUCUCCCUGUCCAUCCUCCCUCUGUCUCUUCUUGGUCCGCGCUGUCCGGACCAUGCGUCCUCCCGGGGGUCCGCGGGGCCGGAGGCUCCGGCCCCUGCUCCAGCUCGGCCUCCUGCUCCUGCUGUCCCAAGCCUCCCUUUCCGCGUCGUCCUCCUCCUCUUCCCCGCAUAACCACAAGCCGUGCACAGUCUGCAAGAACAUCGUGGAGCAGUUCAACAAGGGCCUGGCAAACACAGAAAAGAAAAACUUCGGCGGUGGAAACACAGCUUGGGAAGAGAAGACGUUAUCGAAAUACGAGUCCAGUGAAAUCCGGCUCCUAGAAAUCAUCGAAACCCUGUGCGAGAGCGACGCCUUCGACUGCAACAACAUGGUGGAGAACAACGAGGAGCACCUCGAGGACUGGUGGUUCAAUCAGAAGAAGAACCACCCCGACUUAUUUACGUGGUUUUGUGUGGAAACCCUAAAAGUGUGCUGCCCUCCUGGAACCUACGGCCCAGAGUGCCGCGAGUGUCCCGGGGGGUCCAAGCGGCCGUGUGGGGGAAACGGCUACUGCAACGGCGACGGGACUCGCGGCGGGGACGGCAAGUGCAAGUGUCACCUGGGCUACAUGGGGCCGCUGUGCAUGGACUGCGUGGAGGGCUACUUCAGCACCUGGAGGAACGAGACCCACUCCGUCUGCAUAGUGUGUGACCGAGCCUGUAAGAACUGCACCGGCCCGACCGCCAGCGACUGCGGAGAGUGUGAAGCCGGCUGGGCCUGGAUGGGAGACACCUGCGGAGAUGUGAACGAGUGCGCGGCAGAAACUCCUGCUUGUGACGAGGGCUUCUACUGCCUCAACAACAACGGCUCAUUCUCCUGCAAAGAGUGUGACCCCAGUUGUUCGGGCUGUGUGGGCGAGGGCCCGGAACACUGCAUCAACUGCUCGGCCGGUUAUGCGCAGGAAGAUGGCUCCUGUCAAGAUGUAGAUGAGUGCUCCCUCCCAGAGAAGGCGUGUGAACAGGAGCACCAGAAGUGCUUCAACACCCCGGGCAGCUACGCCUGCGCCUGUGCCGAGGGCUUCCAGGAGAAAGAUGGCACCUGUGUGCCCGCCAAGGAUACCCCAGAAGAUGAAGAACCAAAGGAAACUCCAAAACCGUCCCACGAAGACCUGUGAGCCGCCUCCCCAAACCUCCCGAGACCUGAUUGCCGACGUAAAUUAUUCCGAAGAAAACAGCCUUUGGUGGGAAUCCCCCGGAAAUGUCAGCCACCCACCGGAUCAUCGAGCGCCUGACCACCUGCCCACGCUGGGGGAGAAAACCUUCAUCGGUUCGGGCUCUUUCUAAAGCUGUGUUUUCUCUUGUUCAUAAAGAACUAUAUUGUCGUAUAAUUUUGAUAACUAUUCUUUGUAAUAAAACUGACUAUGGAAGGUGGACCAGAAUAGAA